Messenger RNA from Didymosphaeria variabile, 1464 nucleotides. It is a transcript of the gene SER33, whose product is annotated as D-3-phosphoglycerate dehydrogenase 2. The transcript is spliced from 2 exons. The record is from RefSeq and is a predicted model, not a curated record. Gene Ontology annotation, molecular function: NAD binding; oxidoreductase activity, acting on the CH-OH group of donors, NAD or NADP as acceptor. NCBI's taxonomy places the organism in Eukaryota, Fungi, Ascomycota, Dothideomycetes, Pleosporales, Didymosphaeriaceae. Bases 1 to 1464 code for a protein of 487 amino acids.
AUGAGUCCCCCCAGCCCGCCUAGACAGAUCCCGGUGCCCACUUCCAACAUGAGCAACCUCUCAAGACAGGUGUCCAACAGCCUUAACCUGAGCACCAGCCCGAACCUCUCAUUCCACAGCCCGCCGACCAGCUUCCGGCAACCACCUAGUUUCCCGGGCAGCGCUUCCAACUAUUCCGCAGGGGCCGCCGCCGCGACCGCGAAGCAACUCAAGCCUUUUGACACUAAGGAUGUGAAGGUGUUGCUGCUUGAAAAUGUCAACCAGGCCGGUGUCCACAUACUGAAGGAUCAGGGCUAUCAGGUGGAGGCAAUUAAGAGCAGCUUAUCGGAAGACCAAUUGAUCGAAAAGAUUCGCGAUGUGCAUGUCAUCGGUAUCCGCUCGAAGACGAAGCUCACAGAGCGCGUCUUAAAGGAGGCUAAGAACCUCAUCGUCAUCGGUUGCUUCUGCAUCGGCACAAACCAGGUCGACCUCAAAUAUGCGGCGUCGCAGGGUAUCGCCGUGUUCAACUCCCCUUUCUCCAACUCGCGCUCCGUCGCCGAACUCGUCAUUUCCGAAGUCAUAGCUCUUGCCCGCCAACUUGCCGAUCGCUCGAUGGAAUUACACAACGGCACAUGGAACAAAGUGAGCAAGGGCUGUUGGGAGAUUCGUGGCAAGACGCUCGGCAUAGUCGGCUACGGUCACAUUGGUAGCCAGCUGUCCGUUCUGGCGGAAGCGAUGGGCAUGGAGGUCAUAUACUACGACGUUGUAAACCUGAUGGGUCUGGGAACCGCUAAACAGGUCAGCUCGCUGGAUGACCUGCUGGAUCAGUCGGACUUCGUGACCCUGCAUGUACCGGAGACGGCGGACACAAAGAAUCUGAUCGGCAAAGCGCAGUUCGACAAGAUGAAGAACGGAUCGUACCUCAUCAACAAUGCCCGCGGAAAGGUUGUUGACAUACCCGCCUUGAUAGAGGCCAUGCGCAGCGGCAAGAUCGCCGGUGCAGCCAUCGACGUGUUCCCCAACGAGCCCGCAGGCAAUGGCGACUACUUCAACAACGACCUGAACAACUGGACAAAGGACUUGCAGGGUCUGAAGAACCUGAUCUUGACCCCUCACAUCGGCGGUAGCACGGAAGAAGCACAAAGCGCAAUCGGCGCGGAGGUCAGCACCGCGCUCGUCAAGUAUGUCAAUGAAGGUUCUACUCUCGGCGCGGUCAACAUGCCCGAGGUGUUCCUGCGCACCAUCAACCUGGAUGAACCAAACUGCGUGCGUGUGGUCUUCAUCCACAAGAACGUGCCUGGUGUGCUGAGGCAGGUCAACGGCGUGUUGCUGAACCACAACAUUGACAAGCAGAGCUCGGAUUCAAGAGGGGAUGUUGCGUAUUUGAUGGCAGAUGUCAGCGACGUGAAGGAGGACGAGAUUAGGAAUCUUUUCCAGAGCCUCGAGGAGCUGCCGGCUAGUCUGCGGACAAGGAUGCUGUACUAG